Prorocentrum cordatum is the source of this 395-nucleotide messenger RNA. The record is from the annotation of a GenBank genome assembly. Lineage: Eukaryota; Dinophyceae; Prorocentrales; Prorocentraceae.
CGGCAAGCGUCGAGGAGAUCGCCGUCUCCUGGCCGUUCCACUGGCGGCCCGCGGCCCUGGCCUGUGGCGGCGGGCGCGGCGGCCCGCUGCGGCUGCUCGCCACCGACGGCGUGGCGCUGCUCUCCGCGGACCUCGCGGCGCCCGCGGGCCAGGCCACGUUCCGCGAGCACGCGUGCCCGGCGGUGGAGGGCGAGGGCCUGCAGGACGUGGCGCUCGUGUGCGGGAAUGCCACGGCGGGUCCCGAGCUGUGCCACGCGGUGGUGCUGCACGCGCAGGCGGGGGGGGGGCUCGGCGAGUCGCUGCCCAGAGCCUCAGAGCCCCGCGGGCGGGCGGGCAGCUCCGCCUGCCGCUUCUCGGGGGCCCCCGAACGGUGUGGUGACCGCGCAGCGUGGUGA